This is a messenger RNA of Xiphophorus couchianus (Monterrey platyfish), 2797 nucleotides long. RefSeq lists its product as uncharacterized. Gene Ontology annotation, molecular function: signaling receptor binding. Gene Ontology annotation, biological process: T cell receptor signaling pathway; regulation of cytokine production. Lineage: Eukaryota; Metazoa; Chordata; Actinopteri; Cyprinodontiformes; Poeciliidae. The coding region runs from base 489 to 1913 and encodes 474 amino acids. The record is from RefSeq and is a predicted model, not a curated record. Gene Ontology annotation, cellular component: external side of plasma membrane. The transcript has 8 exons.
AUAUCAUGUUGGAUCUGUUAAUGAUUUGCUGUUUACAGUGUUAACUCUGCUCUGAAGCGGCUUUCUCUUCCUGUGGUUCCGACCCGUCUGUAGCGGCUCACAACGUUCUGGAUCAGCAGUUCCUGAAGGAUUCCUGAGGAUUUUUCCCAACUUUUCCUCGGACUUCAGCUGCGUUUAGGUGCUCUGGUCCUGUCAGCAGGAACAGCUUCGACCUGAGGCUCUAAGGUCAACCAGCAUCCAAUCAGAGCGCAGGCUGAUGGAGGGGGCGGGAUCUGAACCAUGACAAACUGGUUCUGGUGAACAUUUUCGUUUCUGGAUCCAACAGAACCGGUUCAGAAUCAUGUGGAGCCGCCGAGCAGCAGAGAGUUUCACCAGAAUGAGUCCAGAAGGUUUCUGAUCCGUUUGUUCUGACAGGAAGAAGAAAAUGUUCUGGAUCCUCCUGCACGCCGUCUCUGUGCUCAGUGUCCCUGCUGGUCCCUGCGGUCCAGAUGUUGGUUCUGAACGGUUCUACGGAGGCCUGGACCCGAUCCAACCUCAGCCUGCCCACCGCUAACACAACACGGGGAGAUGAGCUGACGGAUCAGUACCAGCUCAACAGAACCACAACCACCGCUCCGCAGACAGGAAACCUGACCCUGAACGUGACCUUUGACCCCAGAACCUCCACAAAGCAAACCUCCACAAAGCCAACGCCUCAGGUCAAAGAACCGUUUUGGACCAGAAUCCUGCUGGGUUCUCUGAUGGUUCUGGUUCUGAUGGCUUCUGGAGGCGUUUGCUGGUAUUUUAGGCACAACUUCAGGAGAGAUUACACCAAAAGCAUCGAGGCGGACUCCGGUCAGCCGUUCGUCCUGCUGCCCUGCACGACCAACGUUCGCCUGCCGAGCGACGCCAGGGUGGAAUGGACGGAUCGCCACGGCAACAAGGUCCACGUCUACCAGAACCACGACAGCGUCCCCGAGAUACAGAUCCAGUUCUACAGAACCAGGACGAAGAUGAGCGUCGACCCGCUGCAGACGGGAGACCUGAGCCUGACCCUGAGGAUCCCCACAGCCGCCGACACGGACACCUACACCUGCCGCGUCUACAGCCACAGGAAACGCGUCCUGAUGAAGAGACGGGUUCAGCUGCAGGUCAAAGUCCAACAGGUGGAGGUGGAUUCAGGUGCAGACAAAGUCCUGCUACCCUUCCACACCUCAGCCAAGCUGUUCAAGUCUUGUAAAGUUGAGUGGAAGGACAGUGAAAACCAGAUGGUACACGUGUUUCAGGACGGUUCUGACCGUCUGGAGAACCAGGACCGGUUCUACAGAAACCGAACCGAGAUGAACAAAGACUGGACACAAACUGGAGACCUCACUUUGACUCUGAAACACCUCACCUACGAAGACAGCAACAUCUACACCUGCAGCAUCUUCAGCCAGGAGGGAAACAUCCUCUACAAGAAGCAAGUUCAGCUCAAGGUCGAAGACUGUCAGGUGGAGGUGGAGGAAGGGGCGGAGUCAGUCCAGCUGCCGUUCAAAGUGGCACCUGAUCUCCUUAAAGGCGCCAGAAUAGUGUGGUGGCGCUACGACCCGAAACCGGUGGUGAUUGUUCAUGUUUAUAGAUUCCUUUCUGAUCAGCUGCAAGAGCAGGACCAUCACUACAGAACCAGAACCAAGAUGAAUGAAGACCUGCUGCAAACGGGAGACAUCAGCCUGACCCUGAGCCGACCCGCAGCCGGCGCCGCAGAGAGCUACAGGUGUGGCGUCUGGAGGAAAACCAAACUGGUGGCGUGGACCACGGUUCUGCUCAAAUACAAAGGAGGAGAGCAGGUUCAGGAUGAAGAUCCUGGAAACAGGGACAGAAGCGACUCCAUCGACAUGACGCCGCUCAUGUCUGCUGAGUCCAACGACUCAUUAUUUGACGCUCUGACGUGAAACUGUGAUGUCACUUCCUCUUUCAGAGUCUUUUAGCACAUUUAACUCUUCAAUUUUCAGUUCAAGAACAGUUGACAAAACAAAAGCACUUUCUAAAAUCCACCAGGAAUUGAACCAACAACCUUCUUGCUUGAGAUUGGUUGGCAUCAUCACUCCACCAUGAAAUCUUUUACUCUUCAGAUGUUUCUUGUAGCAAAUUUAUCUGUUUUUAUUCAACAUCUCUGAACCUGCUUCUGUCAUCUUUACUUUCCACGUGUAACUCGGUAAAAUCAGCCUUUAAUUAGGCCGUUUCCUCUAAAUGGAUCACCGUUAUGUUUAAUUUGACAGUCAUCAGAAUCACAUUCAGCUGGUAACAAGUUUCUACUUCCAAACUACUUCCUGUUUCAUCCUUUUUGUUCUUUCUGCACUUUAAGGCUCACGACACAAAUAUGUUUAAGAUCUGAACCCAGUGAGUCUGGAGCCAUGACGUUUGUCAUGAACUGAACUGUAAAUUAAAUUGGUGAGUUGUGAAUAAAAUGUUUGUUUAUGCUAAUUGGUUAGCUGGCAGUUGUUAACUUUUUUACCUUCUAUGUUGAGUUUAACUUGGUAAAUUAAAUGCAUGCUGUGUAAUAUUAAUACGACACUUAAACUUGAUAAAAAUUGAGUUACUGGUUUAAAAAUGUCUGGUUAACUAGCAGGAUGAUAUUUUACUAGUCCUGUUUGUUUUAAUGCAGUGGAAACUGACCAUUUAAUGGGGAAAUUUGUGACUGUCUUUCAGCAUCUUAAGGAAACCUUGUGCACAUUAAUAUUGAAAGUUCACUUCAGUAUUGUGUAUAUAUUUCUGUUUAGUUUUUUAUGAUGUUCACUUACUUAUUUUUAGAAAUACAUGGUACUGAAAACAAUCA